AGACAAUUGGACUCUCCUCUGUACUAUAAAAUGCUUCUCUGGUAAUUAGGGUUUCUCUGCAUCUUACUCUGUUCUACCCCUUUCUCCAAGCACAAGCAAAGAAACAAACCAUGGCGGAAUCUCUGAUGUUUAGGGGGUUGAUGAAGGGUCACUCUGACAUGGUGACAGCGAUCGCUACUCCCAUCGACAACUCGGACAUGAUCGUCUCUUCGUCUCGUGACAAAUCAGUCCUUGUCUGGAACCUCACGAAGGACGAAAACCUCACGAAGGAGGAAAACACAUACGGUGUCCCUCGUCGCCGUCUCACUGGCCACUCUCACUUCGUCCAAGACGUCGUUCUCUCUUCCGACGGUCAGUUCGCUCUAUCUGGUUCCUGGGACGGUGAGCUCCGACUCUGGGACCUGAACACUGGUGUCACCACUCGCCGAUUUGUCGGACACACCAAGGAUGUCCUCUCCGUUGCAUUCUCCAUCGACAACCGGCAGAUCGUCUCUGCUUCCCGUGACCGAUCGAUCAAGCUUUGGAAUACACUCGGCGAAUGCAAGUAUACCAUUCAAGAUGAUAACAGCAGCCACACCAACUGGGUUAGCUGUGUGAGAUUCAGCCCUAACACUUUUCAGCCUACCAUCGUUUCUGGUUCUUGGGAUCGCACCGUGAAGGUCUGGAAUCUCACCAAUUGUAAGCUCCGCUGCACAUUGUCCGGUCAUGGUGGGUACGUGAACACAGUUGCCGUUUCGCCUGAUGGGUCUCUGUGUGCCAGUGGAGGGAAGGAUUGUGUGACGCUGCUAUGGGACUUGGCUGAGGGCAAGAGGCUUUAUUCGCUCGAUGCUGGGGCUAUUAUUCAUUCUCUAUGCUUCAGCCCGAAUAGGUAUUGGCUUUGCGCUGCAACUCAGGAGAGUGUUAAGAUUUGGGAUCUGGAGAGCAAGAGCAUCGUUCAGGACUUAAAACCAGAGCCAACCGCUAACAAGAAUCAGAUGUUGUAUUGCACCAGCUUGAGUUGGAGCGCAGAUGGAAGCACUUUGUUCACUGGUUACACAGAUGGUACAAUCAGGGUCUGGGGAAUCGGUCGCUUUUAGGAUCUCUCAUCAGUGGUUAGGCUUAUGAAAAUUCCUUUUUUUGUUUUGUUUUUAAGUUUCAGUCAAAAUUUUGGUUGGACAUUGAACAUUUAGGAAGAUUAUGAAUCUUUUUUUGGUUGAAUCUCUCGGCUUUAUACUGGUACAUUGGGAUGAUCAUAUUUAGAGAAUUUUGUUAUCUAGAGAAUUUAAGAGAUACAAUUGUUCAUGCAAUGUAUUCCUCCAAUAAUUGAUAUUUUGCUCACGGUGGUUUGAAAA
Messenger RNA from Telopea speciosissima, 1331 nucleotides. Its product is annotated as guanine nucleotide-binding protein subunit beta-like protein A. Lineage: Eukaryota; Viridiplantae; Streptophyta; Magnoliopsida; Proteales; Proteaceae. Gene Ontology annotation, cellular component: nucleus; cytosol. The coding region runs from base 111 to 1076 and encodes 321 amino acids. Gene Ontology annotation, biological process: rescue of stalled cytosolic ribosome; positive regulation of protein phosphorylation. Gene Ontology annotation, molecular function: protein kinase C binding; translation regulator activity; ribosome binding. The transcript is spliced from 3 exons. The record is from RefSeq and is a predicted model, not a curated record.